Messenger RNA from Penicillium nucicola, 1785 nucleotides. RefSeq names its product phosphoribosylaminoimidazolecarboxamide formyltransferase/IMP cyclohydrolase. Gene Ontology annotation, molecular function: IMP cyclohydrolase activity; phosphoribosylaminoimidazolecarboxamide formyltransferase activity. Gene Ontology annotation, biological process: 'de novo' IMP biosynthetic process. The coding region runs from base 1 to 1785 and encodes 594 amino acids. The transcript has 4 exons. Lineage: Eukaryota; Fungi; Ascomycota; Eurotiomycetes; Eurotiales; Aspergillaceae. Gene Ontology annotation, cellular component: cytosol. The record is from RefSeq and is a predicted model, not a curated record.
AUGUCUCAAAAGUCUGCCAUUAUCUCCGUCUAUGACAAGACUGGUCUCCUCGACUUGGCCAAGGGCCUUGUCAAGCAGGAUGUCCGUCUCCUCGCGUCUGGCGGUACUGCUAAGAUGAUCCGUGAGGCCGGUUUCCCCGUCGAGGAUGUCUCCGCCAUCACCCACGCCCCCGAGAUGCUCGGCGGCCGUGUCAAGACCCUCCACCCCGCCGUUCACGGUGGUAUCCUCGCCCGUGACAUCGAGUCCGACGAGAAGGAUCUUGCCGAGCAGAAGAUUGCCAAGGUCGACUACGUCGUCUGCAACCUGUACCCCUUCAAGGAGACCGUCGCCAAGGUCAACGUCACCAUCGAAGAGGCUGUCGAGGAGGUCGAUAUCGGUGGUGUGACUCUGCUCCGCGCUGCGGCCAAGAACCACAAGCGUGUCACCAUCCUGUCCGACCCCACUGACUACUCCGAGUUCCUCAAGGAGCUCGAGGCUGGCGAGAUCACCGAUGCCAGCCGCAAGCAGUACGCCCUUAAGGCCUUCGAGCAGACUGCCGACUACGACUCUGCCAUCUCUGGUUUCUUCCGCAAGGAGUAUGCUGGUAACGGUGUCAAGCAGCUCUCUCUGCGUUAUGGUACCAACCCUCACCAGAAGCCCGCCUCUGCUUUCUCGGUCCACGGUAACCUGCCUUUCAAGGUCCUCAACGGAUCCCCUGGCUACGUUAACUUGCUCGAUGCCCUGAACGCCUGGCCUCUGGUCAAGGAGCUCAAGCAGGCUCUUGGCUACCCCGCCGCUGCUUCUUUCAAGCACGUUUCCCCCGCUGGUGCUGCCAUCGGUGUUCCCCUCAACGAGAAGGAGCGCAAGGUCUACAUGGUCGACGACAUCAAGGGCAUCGAGUCCUCCGGUCUCGCCCAGGCCUACGCCCGUGCCCGUGGCGCCGACCGUAUGUCCAGCUUUGGUGAUAUCCUCGCCCUCAGCGACAUUGUCGACGUCCCCACCGCCAAGAUCAUUUCCCGCGAGGUCUCCGACGGUGUCAUCGCCGCUGGCUACCAACCCGAGGCCCUGGAGAUCCUCUCCAAGAAGAAGGGCGGCAAGUACCUCGUCCUCCAGAUGGACGAGGACUACACCCCUGCUCCCGAGGAGACCCGCACCCUGUACGGUGUUCAGCUGACCCAGCACCGCAACGACGUUGUCAUCUCCCCCAGCAAGACCUUCAACACCGUCAUCACACCCAAGAACAGCCCCUCCCUCCCCGAGGCUGCUCUCCGUGACUUGACCGUCGCCACUAUCGCCCUCAAGUACACCCAGUCCAACUCGGUCUGCUACGCCCUGAACGGCCAGGUCAUUGGCCUCGGCGCUGGCCAGCAGAGCCGUAUCCACUGCACCCGCCUGGCUGGUGACAAGGCCGACAACUGGUGGAUGCGCUUCCACGAGCGUGUCAUCAACAUCAAGUGGAAGCAGGGCACCAAGCGUGCCGACAAGUCCAACGCCAUUGACUUGCUCUGCUCAGGCCAGACUCCCCGCAGCGAGGCUGAGACCGCCGAAUACGUCCGCGUCUUCGAGGAGGUCCCCGCUCCUUUCACUGCCGAGGAGCGUGAGGCCUGGCUCGAGAAGCUCAGCGAGGUUGCUGUCUCGUCCGAUGCCUUCUUCCCCUUCAUCGACAACGUCUUCCGCGCUGCCCGCUCAGGAGUCAAGUACAUUGCCGCUCCUACCGGCAGCCAGAACGACACCCCCGUUUUCGAGACCGCCGAGAAGCUGGGCAUCACCUUUGUCGAGCAGGGCAUCCGUCUGUUCCACCACUAG